Messenger RNA from Capsella rubella, 2755 nucleotides. Its product is annotated as protein RRP6-like 2. The record is from RefSeq and is a predicted model, not a curated record. Bases 68 to 2638 code for a protein of 856 amino acids. Gene Ontology annotation, biological process: TRAMP-dependent tRNA surveillance pathway; exonucleolytic trimming to generate mature 3'-end of 5.8S rRNA from tricistronic rRNA transcript (SSU-rRNA, 5.8S rRNA, LSU-rRNA); histone mRNA catabolic process. Gene Ontology annotation, molecular function: 3'-5'-RNA exonuclease activity; nucleic acid binding; nucleotide binding. The transcript is spliced from 14 exons. Gene Ontology annotation, cellular component: nuclear exosome (RNase complex); nucleolus. NCBI's taxonomy places the organism in Eukaryota, Viridiplantae, Streptophyta, Magnoliopsida, Brassicales, Brassicaceae.
CCAAGCCAAAGAGAUACCCUAAAAUCACAAUUUUCCGAUUGAUCUCUCUCUGUUUCUCGAGCCGAGCAUGAGCGACGGUAACAUGGACGUCGACGAUUCACCGCUUUCUUGGAAGGUAAAAUCCCUGGAAGCAAUAGUCGAUGGUCCUUUCUCGAAGACCCUCUCGAAACUCUCAUCGUCUUCUCGUUUGAUUCCGGCGAGUAGAGAUUUCCAUUUUUACUACAAUUUCGAUGAGUUCAAACGCCCAAUCGACGAGAUAGCUGGAACCUCGCAGUCGGCUCUUGAGACGAUCGGUGAUUCCGAGCAGGUUUGGGAGAAAUCGAUGAAGUUCCCUGGCGAUGUUGAUGAAGUUGAUGCCGAGGAUUGGCUUUGUAACGUGAAUGAUGAAUUUAUCGAGAGAUUUGAUGUUUCGGUUGAUGAGUUUAAGAGGAUUCGGAAGGAAGAAGAGGAAAUUGGUCGGCCUUUGGCUUACGAUGGGAAUGAUGAUGGGUUUCAGAUGGUUUAUGGGAAGAAGAAAAAGCCUUUUGGUAAUGUGAUUACUGGCUCGGCGGCGGGUAAGAAUACUUACGGUGGUUCUGUGAUUGAUGUUAAGUUGGCUGAGAGGGAGAGGAAUUCAUCUGGUAAGGCUAAAGUUCCUUUCCAUGUACCAACCAUAAAGAAGCCUCAAGAGGAGUAUAAUAUAUUGGUGAACAACGCGAAUCAACCCUUUGAGCAUGUUUGGUUGGAGAGGAGCGAGGACGAUCAGCGAGUUAUGCAUCCACUGGAGAAACUUUCAGUGGUUGACUUCGUUGACAAAGAUGUAAACGAGAUGGAACCUGUUAAGCCCCUUCCAUUGGAAGAGACUCCGUUCAAGUUUAUUCAAGAAGUGAAAGAUCUGAAAGAAUUAGUUGCCAAAUUGCGUAGUGUUGAAGAGUUUGCGGUUGAUCUGGAGCAUAAUCAGUAUCGAUCUUUUCAAGGAUUGACAUGCUUGAUGCAAAUUUCCACCAGAACAGAGGAUUAUAUAGUUGAUACAUUUAAGCUCCGUAUUCAUGUUGGUCCUUACCUAAGGGAGAUAUUCAAAGACCCUAAAAAGAAAAAGGUAAUGCAUGGAGCAGAUCGAGAUAUUAUCUGGCUUCAACGGGAUUUCGGCAUAUAUGUCUGCAAUCUCUUUGACACAGGACAGGCCUCAAGAGUGCUAAAUUUGGAGAGAAAUAGCCUGGAGUUUCUUUUGCAGCAUUUUUGUGGAGUUACUGCAAACAAAGAAUACCAAAAUGCAGACUGGAGAAUACGACCCCUUCCAGAGGAAAUGACAAGAUAUGCAAGAGAAGAUACCCACUACCUUUUGUACAUAUAUGAUGUAAUCAGACUAGAACUGCAAAGAAUGGCGAAGCUUGACGAGCAUACUGACUCUCCUUUGCUUGAGGUCUACAAGCGGAGUUAUGAUGUGUGCACACAACUAUAUGAGAAAGAGCUAUUAACCGAGGAUUCAUAUCUUCAUGUCUAUGGGCUUCAAGCAGCGGGCUUCAAUGCAGCUCAACUUGCCAUUGUUGCGGGGCUCUGUGAAUGGAGAGAUUUCAUUGCACGUGCAGAGGAUGAGAGUACUGGUUAUGUGUUGCCAAACAAAGUUCUCCUUGAUAUAGCCAAGGAGAUGCCUCUCAGUGUUAGCAAAUUGCGUCGGAUGUUGAAGUCAAAGCAUCCUUAUAUCGAGCGGAAUGUUGAUUCGGUGGUCAGUGUCAUCAGGCAGUCAGUGCAAAAUUAUGCAGGAUUCGAGUCUGCUGCUCUGUCUUUAAAAGAUGCGUCUUCUGGAACUAUAAUGGAUAAGAAUAUUGAACCUAUUACUGAGAAGAAAGACGUUUACUCAGGAGAUUUAGCUUCUCCAAGUUUGAAGGAUAAUUCUUUGCAAGUUGAGAGUACCAGGGGCCUCAAUAUGGUUGCAGCAAGUACUACUGAAGGGAGAGGUUUAGGCACCGGCUUGUUUGGUUCUGCUAAGGUUUCUGCGGCAGUUCGGAUAUCUAAGAAACCAAGCAGUGGUUUAGGAGCAUUGCUGGGAAGUGCAGCCUCGAAGAAGAAAUUUCGAACUGAUGAGAAGGUGAAGGAAGAUGUGAAGCUUGAACAGAUAAGAUCAUCUGUAAACCUGGCAUUCCCUUCGUUUAAAGAAAAAGUCCCUGACUCAAACUCAGCUAUGCCAGCCUCUGUUUCCAGGGAAGAUGGUGUGACAGAGUUGAAAGAUGAUUCAGAAGAAGCCUUAGAAAUUGUUGGUACUUCUGGUAGAGUUUCAGUGCCCGAGACUGGUGAUAUUAUACUAUUGGAAAAUGGUGAUGGUGAUGGUGAUGGUGAUGCGAAAGAAGUUGAGGCUGAAGAUGAACCAAUGUCUCUCUCGGAGUUGUCCACAAACUUUCAGAAGUGCUUUAACUCGAUGAAAAAGAGCAACAAGGCCCCAAAGCAGACUGAGUUUUUAAACAUAGAGCCGUUUGAUUAUGAAGCAGCAAGGAAAGAGUUGAAAUUUGGGGAAGGGCACAAGGGAAGACAAGCAAAGAAAGAAGCUGGAGCAGGUCAGAAGAAGAAGGGUUCUGGUCCGGAGCAGUCAGAGUUUGGUCAAGGAAAACGUCGUCAAGCCUUUCCGGCAUCCGGGAACCGAAGUGCGACCUUUAAAAGUUAGGUUGAAAACAUUCUUACCUGCUUUCCAACUGAAGUUCAAAUUACAAACAGAUCUUAUGGUUAAGUUUAAUCAUUAUUCAUUUUGGUCUUGGCCAAUGGUGAUUUUUGUUUAAUCGAA